Letharia lupina is the source of this 723-nucleotide messenger RNA. RefSeq lists its product as uncharacterized. Lineage: Eukaryota; Fungi; Ascomycota; Lecanoromycetes; Lecanorales; Parmeliaceae. The transcript has 2 exons. The record is from RefSeq and is a predicted model, not a curated record. The coding region runs from base 1 to 723 and encodes 240 amino acids.
AUGGAGAGUAAACCCGCUAACACGUUCACGGGAGCAGCAAAAUUGCUUCCGCAGCAGCUGGUCUUGCCAGACGCCGCAGAAGCGCUGAAGAGGGCGAAAAUCGAACGCUUUCUGCGGGGAACGGCAACGUUCGAACAAGAGCAAGAGGCCAAGGCCCAUGCCUCCGCGGCAGCUCCAUACUUCAAUCUUCCAGCCAGAGGACAAUCAAUGUGCGCAUAUGAACUCCCUGUGGGUCUUGGCCAUAUCUCAGGUUCCCUGAAGAUCGAUGACCCUCCCACACCAAUGCGCAUCGGGAACCUCUCCACAUUCAUUCAGAAGACGGAUCCGUUAACCGGAAUAAAAUAUUGGGUUGGCCUCACUUGGGCUGAGAUUUUCUUUCCCGUCUUGGGCGAAAGACCAAGCAGUGUUGCGGGGAGCAAGGCCUAUGAGGUUGUCCUCAAGCAGCCGAUCGAGGAUGGUGGCCACAUAGUUCGGGAAAACGUGGUCACGACUGGGAGGGUUGUUGGGGUAGUCGUUGCUGAAUUGCCUCAUGAGACGGUCUCUGUGAGGAUCCAGGACUGGUUUUCAAAGAGCGAUAUGUUCAAGAAGGGUCGUUGGAACCAGCUGGACAUUCAAGCUAGAGAUGGAGCGGGUGCGGAUUUGGCUGUUACGCAUGGAGCACUGCGUGGAGGAAACAAUGAAGAGAAUUCGGUGAGGGCAAGCUGUGACGAGACCCAGCGUUGA